AUGAAACGACCGAUGUCUCUUCCUGUUCCCUUUCUUCUUCUUCUUCUCUCUACAGUCGCUUCUGCAAAGCUCACGAACCCUCUGGGCCUCGCCAGGUCCAGCUUCCCGUCCGUACACGCGCAGGAGCUCAUCAGAGCCUUCAAUCUCUUUCCCAAGGAAGAUAUCAACAUCAUCGACGGCCCUGAUUCCUCGAUCUUCCACGAUUCGCCGAGGCUCGUCGAGAAGCGCUUCAAUCUCCCCAACCUCGUCGGCUCCGGAGUCUCCCUCGAGGACCUCGGCCACCAUGCCGGCUACUUUAAGAUCGAGCAUUCUCAUGCCGCAAGGAUGUUCUACCUUUUCUUCGAGUCUCGCACAAACAAGAAGGACCCUGUUGUUAUAUGGUUGACUGGAGGCCCAGGGUGCAGCAGUGAAUUGGCUGUAUUUUAUGAAAAUGGUCCUUUCAAUAUCGCAAAUAACUUGUCCCUGGUGUGGAACGAGUAUGGUUGGGAUAAGGCAUCUAACCUUCUGUAUGUUGACCAACCUAUUGGGACUGGCUUUAGUUAUAGUACUGACAGGCGCGAUAGUCGACACUCAGAAGAUGGCAUUAGUAAUGACCUUUAUGACUUCUUACAGGCCUUCUUUGCUGAGCACCCUGAGUUGGCAAAGAAUGACUUUUACAUAACUGGAGAAUCAUAUGCUGGACACUACAUUCCAGCUUUUGCUGCUCGUGUCCACCGAGGAAACAAAGCUAAAGAAGGAGUUCAUAUAAAUCUAAAGGGAUUUGCCAUUGGAAAUGGGCUCACUGAACCUGCUAUCCAGUAUAAGGCUUACACAGAUUUUGCAUUGGACAAUGGAAUAAUCACGAAAACUGACCAUGAUCGUAUUAACAAAGUGCUUCCAGUUUGUGAAAUGGCUAUUAAGCUUUGUGGCACUGAUGGUACGGUCUCUUGCGUGGCUUCAUAUUUUGUUUGCAAUACCAUAUUCAGUAGCAUCCUUGCGCGGGCUGGAAACUUAAAUUACUAUGACAUCAGAAAGAAGUGUGAGGGGAGCUUCUGCUAUGAUUUCUCAAACAUGGAGAAAUUCUUGAACCAGAAACCUGUUAGAGAGGCACUCGGAGUUGGGGACCUAAGUUUUGUUUCAUGUAGCCCUACGGUGUAUCAAGCCAUGCUGGUGGACUGGAUGAGGAACCUCGAAGUGGGCAUUCCUACUCUUCUUGAGGAUGGAAUCCAGCUGCUUGUGUAUGCCGGAGAAUAUGAUCUAAUCUGCAACUGGCUUGGUAACUCAAGAUGGGUCCAUGCCAUGGAAUGGUCUGGUCAGAAAGAGUUUGUGUCUUCUCCAGAAGUUCCUUUUGUUGUUGAUGAUUCAGAAGCAGGAGUUCUUAAGAACUAUGGGCCUCUUAGUUUCCUGAAGGUCCAUGAUUCGGGUCACAUGGUUCCGAUGGACCAGCCCAAGGCUGCAUUGGAGAUGCUGAGGAGGUGGACUCAGGGCACACUUUCUGAAGCAGCGGCAGAACCAGAAAAAUUGUUUGCUCAGAUGUGA
Messenger RNA from Prunus armeniaca (apricot), 1518 nucleotides. The record is from the annotation of a GenBank genome assembly. Lineage: Eukaryota; Viridiplantae; Streptophyta; Magnoliopsida; Rosales; Rosaceae.